AUCGCCGCCGGCCCCGCCCCGCCCCGCCGCCCGGUGGGGCUCGCGUGUCUGGGUCACAUGAGCCGCCCGCCCCGGCCCGGCCCCCCGCCGCCCCCGCAGUCCUCGCCACCCCCGCCGUCCCCGCAACCCGCCGCCGCCGCCGCCGCCCGCAGGCCCAGCUCCUCUGGCCGCCGCCGCGGAGCUGCGCUGCGCUGCCUGCGCCCAGGGCUCGGGAGGGGGCCGCGGAGGAGCCGCCCCCCCGCGCCCGGCCCCCGCCCCCGCCCCCCGCGCCAUGGGGCUCCGGCUGCUGCCGCCCCCCGCGCCGCCGGGCUAGGGCCAUGCGGGCGCCCCCCCGCGGCCACCAUGGGCCCCCUGCUCCGCCGCCUGCUGCUCGCCGCGCUGCUGCCGCUGGCCCGCGCCCAGGCCCCCGGCUCCCAGCGCGAAGUCCCCAGUCACCAGAAGAAAGUGGUGUCAUGGCUGGACGUGUACGCAAGGGCCACCUGCCAGCCGCGGGACGUGGUGGUGCCCCUGAACAUGGAGCUCCUGGGCACAGUGGCCAAGCAGCUGGUCCCCAGCUGUGUCACCGUGCAGCGCUGCGGCGGCUGCUGCCCUGAUGAGGCCCUGGAGUGCGUGCCCACCGGCCAGUACCGAGUCCGCAUGCAGAUCCUCAUGAUUCACUACCCCAGCAGCCAGCUGGGGGAGAUGUCCCUCGAGGAGCACAGCCAGUGUGAAUGCAGGGCCUCCACUCCCCAUCACCGCCCCCAGCCCCGCUCCAUUCUGGGCUGGGCCCCUGCCCCCGGAGCACCCUUCCCAGCUGACAUCACCCAUCCCACUCCAGCCCCAGGCUCCUCUGCCCACGCUGCCCCCAGCGCCACCAGCGCCCUGACCCCCGGACCUGCCGCUGCCGCUGUCCACGCCGCAGCCUCCUCCGUUGCCAAGGGCGGGGCCUAGAGCUCAACCCCCGCACAUGCAGGUGCCGGAAACUUCGAAGGUGACACAGCGCGGCCACUUGUCUCACAUGCCACACCCCAAGGGGGGCUCAGAGGACACCCUGGUGAGAACAGAACUGGACCAGGAGACAGGCAGCAACAGAGGCUGCUUACCAACCUGGGGAGAACGGGGCCCCGUGUCAGCAUCCACCCACCCUGGGCAGUGAGCAUCCCCUCACUGAACGCCGGGCCCUGGCAGGUAGCAAGAGUGGGGCUUUAUUCUGAGGAUCCUGUCGUCCGUCCCCUCCCUCCCUCCCUCCCCCAUAAAGAGCUAGAAGGAGCUGU
Erinaceus europaeus (western European hedgehog) is the source of this 1253-nucleotide messenger RNA. It is a transcript of the gene VEGFB, whose product is annotated as vascular endothelial growth factor B. Gene Ontology annotation, cellular component: membrane. The record is from RefSeq and is a predicted model, not a curated record. The transcript has 6 exons. Lineage: Eukaryota; Metazoa; Chordata; Mammalia; Eulipotyphla; Erinaceidae. The coding region runs from base 58 to 930 and encodes 290 amino acids. Gene Ontology annotation, biological process: positive regulation of angiogenesis; sprouting angiogenesis; vascular endothelial growth factor receptor signaling pathway. Gene Ontology annotation, molecular function: chemoattractant activity; heparin binding; growth factor activity.